AUGAUCACAGGCCAUUUCACCCGCAUUCUUAAUAUAUUGAAGAAAUGGCUUUCACGACUUGCACGUCGCUCUGCGAGUUUAUUCUUCGUUGUCUUGUCUUCACUGCGUCGCUUUGUAGCAGGUCAUUUAAAGUUCGGUGAUCGGAGAUUGAUCACUCGUUCUUCAAGCGGGGUGCUCCCACGAUCUCAAGAGGAUAUCGGAGGAGAGGGUUCACCCAUUUGCCCGAGUCUUCUGCCGCCCGGUCAAACGGGGCGGGAAGCUACGGAGGAGCCUCCAUCGCCUUCAGACGAACCUUACACAGGAUCCCAUCCACGAAAUCCACGACCACUACGAAAGGGUACAGCGAUCCCUCCGUUGGACGCUGAUCCAACAACGAUAGGAUACACCAGUGCCACUCAAACAGAUGGGCUCCAUCAAGGCUCUGUGUCAAGUUUACAUCUGUCUCUGCAUAUGGAAGAGAGUUCCGUGAAAAGCAAGACGUUCCACAAGGACGGGGCAUUGCAGGAGUUCAGCAGUCCAGGCCCUUCACGCCUUUCUGGCCUCCAUGAGGUAUCCACAACACAUUCACGACCACGAGGAUACAUGGAUGAUGCUCACUCUGUUAAUACAACGCGCACGCGAUCCAUGAGGCAUUUGACGCCUGGUAUGCCUUAUUCCCAAUAUGCAUCCGAUAGUCGUGUUUCGGUGGGCUCCUUGACACGAUCGAUUGCUGGUUCGGAAGUCCGACAAGCCGCAUAUCGAACACACACAGGACCUGUCUAUUCUCGUCCGAUUAGCGUCUCUAGUGUCGUGGAUGUACAUCAUGUACACCACGGAUCCCCGAAUACGGGUUCUAUUCCAUUGGAUUCGUCUGCCCAGGCUGUGCCGUUAUCAGAUCACGGUUUCGAUCAUCAUGUGCAUUACACCGCUCCCCCCGGCAGCAAUGAGCUACCGGGCCAAGAGGUCGUCAUGGUCUAUGACGGCCCACCGACAUGCCCUAUAGUUACAGAUAAUGUCAGGAGAGCUGACCUUUCCAAAGGAACCUUAACGUCACCAACAACUACUGUCCGUGCCAUGACAAUGGGUCCGCAUGAAAUGAAUGUGCCGCAAGGAUGGACCGCGUUCGUGCAUCCGGAAGGUGUCCGUUAUUUUGUGAACCAAGAAACAAGAACAUUCACAGAAAUGAAUGUUUGUGAGCCAGACAUAUGCGACGACAUUGAAUACUUCAUGCAAUAUUUGCUGGGUGAACUCGAGCAGACCAUCGGGGAAGGGGGCCUCUCGCUGAUGAAGGAGGUGGACCUUGUGGUCGAGCCCAAGUGCUUCGAUGGCGAGUCUGUCGUCUGUUGCUAUUAUUUCGCCAAUCACCGCGACCGAUGCCUCUUUUGGUUGGAUGACUUCAAUCCCGAACAUAUUAUCUCAGAAUGUAAAGGCAUCCGAAGCUCCUCGCAUUUGUGGUUUGCCAUUGAGGCACAAUAUUGGUGUGUUCCAGUAAAGGGUUCUUCUGCGGCAUUUGAUGUCAUUGAAAUCAAGGAUCAUCUUUCUGUUGUUGACAAAAUCAAGAUUCAUCCCACUCCCCCUUUGCCCACCACGCCCCAGAGUAUGCGACGAGGUCACGCUGCUAUUGUCAUUGGCCGCAUCAUGUACAUACUCACUCAUAAUCACUUCGUGAAUUAUCACGGUGAAGACUGCGUGAGGCUGAAUUUCGAACAAUCGGUCCACGGUUGGACAUAUAAACCAUCACCAUUGAUGUCCAAGAACUGCACAAAAUUUUUGUCGACUGAGGUUGCUCACACGGCACGGUGGAAUGCAUUCUGUUCAAACUUCAAAGGGCAGCUUCAGGACUCCAACCUCUUGGCCACUGUCUUACUCAAUGCCAACGUUGGGUUUCUCGCCAUCAACACUGUUGAUAGAGGCGGUAGAGAUGCCAUUCAGCUGGCAAGCUACAUGUCCUUGGUGACGAGCUUGGGGAGCAUAGUCCUCGGCCUAUUCUUUGUCUCGCAUAGUCGAACCUCUGGACAAAAUACAGCCAUGGAAGCGGCAGUAUUUUUGGGAAAACUUCACAACAGAAAACGCGGAUUGGAAAGGCUAGCUAUAAUUUAUAGCCUCCCCAAGGCAUUGCUGAUUAUGGCCUUCUUCUUUGCGGCAUUCUCGACCGAUUGGUGGACUUCUGGAGAUAUAACUUCCAGGACCAUCGUUGGUACUGUGACACUGGUCAUAUUGGUGAUGAUUUCGAACAGCAUCAUUCUCACCAGGGAAGGAGCAAAAUGGUCGUGGCGGCCAACCUGGCGGCCGUGUGGAGACGUCGUCCAGGGAUUGUCGUCUCGUCUGGCUGACGCUUGGAAGCAACUCAUGCAGCUCGGCCAAACAGACCCUACGGACAACCCUCGAACCCAUACUGACGCGGUUGACCUUGGUACUUUCGUUGACUUCUCUGCUGAGGCGGAUGCUCAAAUGCGCGGCACCUCUCGUAUUACAACUUUACCUAGUUCAGAAAUACCGGGCUCAGACAACCAUGGAAAUCACCCCAACUCCCUUAGCCCCCCGGUUCGGCCACCCCACCCCACCGCUUCCGUAGAUGCACCUCAGCAACCACAUGCUGGCAACUUUGUGCUGCCAUCAUCGGAUUCACGCACCAACCUAGGUGUUCUGUCAGGCGCAAGCUCUUUGCAACAGAUUCGAGAAAAUACCCAGAUGGUUUGCCAGGACCAGUCUACCACGGAGGCUCGCUGCGAACCUGGUUGUGCCCCCUUGUGCGUGCACUUUGACACAUUGCCAAGCUCUGCAUCAGAAGGGAUGGUUGGGACAGCGGCUAAUGCACUACGGCAUUCUGAUGCUCUCCCAACCACGGCCACCAUCCUGUCCAAGCAUGUAUUACAAAGUGCAGCGGUAGCCACCGACACGGGCGCACCCACAUUGCCUAGUUCGUUUGGUACAGAAGAAAGGGAGGGUGUGACAUACACCAAGAAUGUGGUCGAAGAGCCAUGGGAACUCGAACACGCUUCGCCGAGCACAAUGCCACCUCCAAGAAUCUAUGCUAGAAGCGCCACUGGUGACCAUUUCCAUCAUGCACCAGGGGCUCCGCAGGCGACGCUACUUGAAACCGGCCACGAAAUAGUAGAGGAGUAG
Molecule: messenger RNA, 3105 nt
Organism: Suillus subalutaceus
Lineage: Eukaryota; Fungi; Basidiomycota; Agaricomycetes; Boletales; Suillaceae
Exons: 13
Coding region: 1-3105 (1034 amino acids)
Molecular function (GO): protein binding
Source: RefSeq, a predicted model, not a curated record